AUGGAAGUGACUGAAGCAAUCCCUUCUGUCAGAGCUCAUGCAGACCUUCCAGACAAUGGGAGACAUAUUAGACAGGAAAAUACAACAAGGAUCUUUGAAUUUAUCCUCUUGGGACUUUCUGAACGACCAGAUCAGCAGAGACUGAUUUUUGGGCUUUUCCUGUUCAUGUACCUGAUCACCGUGGUGGGGAACCUUCUCAUCAUACUAGCCAUUAGCUCAGACUCCCACAUCCAAAGCCCUAUGUAUUUCUUCUUAGCCAACCUGUCCUUUGCAGACAUCUGUUUUACAUCAACUUCUAUCCCCAAGAUGCUGGUGAACAUUGAGUCCCAGCAUCAGACCAUCUCUUAUGUUGGAUGUAUCACCCAGCUAUACUUCCUUCUUACAUUUGGGGGUUUGGACAACCUCCUCCUUGCUGCAAUGGCCUAUGACCGCUAUGUGGCUAUCUGCCGUCCCCUUCACUAUGCCACAGUCAUGAGCCCCAAGCACUGCAUGCUGAUGCUGACUGUGUGCUGGACUCUGACCAAUAUUCCUGCCCUGACACACUGCAUCCUGCUGGCCCACCUGGACUUCUGUACCCAUCAUGCCAUCCCCCACUUCUUCUGUGAUAUUAGUCCCCUGCUAAAGUUGGCAUGCUCAGAUGCCCACUUAAAUGAAUUGAUGGUAAUCAUUCUGGGAGCAAUAUUCCUCAUUGUUCCCCUUGCCCUCAUUGUCCUCUCCUAUGCCCACAUCACCUCUGCUAUCCUUGGUUUCUCUUCUCCUGAAGGUAGAUGGAAAGCUUUCUCCACCUGUGGGUCCCACCUCACUGUCGUCUUACUCUUUUAUGGUUCCUUAAUUGGUGUGUAUUUAUUUCCAUCAUCAAGCUCCUCUGUUCAAAGGAAAAAUGCAGCUGCUGUCCUCUACACAUUGGUGACCCCCAUGAUGAACCCAUUCAUCUAUAGCCUGAGGAACAAAGACAUAAAAGGGGCACUGGGGAGGCUUCUUGAAAAAGAAGUUUUCUCCUAA
Molecule: messenger RNA, 1002 nt
Organism: Trichosurus vulpecula (common brushtail)
Lineage: Eukaryota; Metazoa; Chordata; Mammalia; Diprotodontia; Phalangeridae
Product: olfactory receptor 1N2-like
Exons: 3
Coding region: 1-1002 (333 amino acids)
Biological process (GO): G protein-coupled receptor signaling pathway
Cellular component (GO): membrane
Molecular function (GO): olfactory receptor activity; G protein-coupled receptor activity
Source: RefSeq, a predicted model, not a curated record